AUGUUUUUGCUUUGCUUGCGUGAUUACAGUAGUCUUCGGUUUCUUCUCUACGAUUGGAUGAUUGCACCCAUGAGAAGCAUGUGGUAUCGCGAGGUGCUUCUGCAGUGCCCUAUGGAUGCCUCUGUACUUGAUGUUUGUGUCCGCACGGCCUCAAGUCUUAUCGCAAAUCGUGAUGUCGUUCGAAGUAAAAAACUCAUUUUAACGGGGGUUGACUACGACGCAGGUUAUGUGCGUGCUGCACAAGAUAACAUCAUUAAGUACGGGUUGGAAAAGCAGGUAAAUAUCGUGCAUUCCAGUAUCCUAGAUGACACCACCUCUCGCUUUGACGUUAUCUACUUUUCUGAUAGUUUCUUGACCAUGCCCAAGAGAUUGGACGUGUUAAAAAACUGUUGCCGCAUGUUGCGGGGUUCCACAAUUAACGGUUCCCCAUGUGUUGAAAACGGAGAUGAUGGUGGUUGCGUGCUGCUUUUUACGCAGACCUUGGAGAAGCCAACUGUGAAUUUAUAUGUGCUACCCUUGGUAAAACGAUUGUUGAGGUUCUUGACGACCAUUGAUUUUGGUGGGACCACAUGUGAAGAGGAAUUUCUAUCGGUGCUCAAACACUCAGAGUUGAGGGUUGUUUCUUUGCGUGUAAUGAAUGAGUCAUGGUUUUACAGACAGGUGAUGGUGGUUGCCAAGCCAUUGAAGUGA
Messenger RNA from Trypanosoma cruzi, 690 nucleotides. RefSeq lists its product as uncharacterized. The coding region runs from base 1 to 690 and encodes 229 amino acids. Gene Ontology annotation, molecular function: S-adenosylmethionine-dependent methyltransferase activity. The transcript has a single exon. The record is from RefSeq and is a predicted model, not a curated record. Lineage: Eukaryota; Euglenozoa; Kinetoplastea; Trypanosomatida; Trypanosomatidae.